Messenger RNA from Didymosphaeria variabile, 444 nucleotides. RefSeq lists its product as uncharacterized. The transcript is spliced from 2 exons. The record is from RefSeq and is a predicted model, not a curated record. NCBI's taxonomy places the organism in Eukaryota, Fungi, Ascomycota, Dothideomycetes, Pleosporales, Didymosphaeriaceae. Bases 1 to 444 code for a protein of 147 amino acids.
AUGCCACCACGCAGGAGCGGACGGAAUGCUGCUAAACCUGAGGGCUUUUUCAAAGAGCUGGCGUUGCAAAAGAGGGCCGAAGAAGCCGAAGAAGUAGCAGAACAGGCGCCAGCCCUGAAAGCGCCCAAGAGGAAAACCGCCUCUAAGCCUAAGAAAAGUCCACCUGCUACUAAGUCCGGUCGAGUCAAGAAGACCAAAAAGAAGGCUGCACCCAAGAAGCCUGCUGCUGCUCCUGCUGCCACCAAUCCGAAGAGUUCUUCCAAGACUCCGUCGAAAAAAGGCGCGAGUAGGGACCCAAGACUGCAGCUGGAUUCCACCAUGAAGGAGCCUAUUCCCGUAUAUGUACCUGAUGAUUUCGAAGGUGACGAAAAGACACCGUCCCCACCCUCUCACCGCAAGAUCAAGAUCAAGAAUGCAAAGGUCAGUGCUUCCAGCUAUACGUAG